AUGGAUGCCACUCGGUCAGCGGCCCCAGCGGUCGAGACUGCAGUUACCGAGGACCUCGAGAUCUCAAAGCCAAGCACAGAACCUAUUUCAGAGCAAAAUGAGACAUCAAGUACCUCGAAAACGGUUCGAAGCUUGACAGAUGCUCUCCUCAACUUUCUAGCCAGCGCGAGCAACGAAACUCUUGGAGCAUGUGCAGUUGCGCUUUGUGCUUCAACGUAUCUAGUCCUGGGAAGAGUCGGCCUGGUGUUGAUUGGGACAGUCAUCGGAGUCGUACUACAGGCUACUUGGGAGGGCUCAAGCGAUGAGGCAGAUGGCACGCACAAUGGCCAGCAGAAGAGCACCAGCAAGAGAAAAGAGCUUGGGAUUGAAGUCGCUAAGAGGCUCCUGGAUUGGAAGGACAGAACAAGAGGUCUGGAGAAUGGAACAGAAGAUCAGGAUGUCAAGGUUGAGGCGUCGCUUGCAACAAAGCCACUCGACUACUCCGAGUUCCAACCGGCAACGGCGGCCGCAUUGACCGCCUUCACAGAUGCGAUCAUACGGGACUACGUUAAAUGGUGGUACACUCCAAUCUUGCCGGUCGACAACACCUUCCCGCUUGCCUGCAGACAAACGUUAACAAGCUUCAUUCUUUCAAUCUCCAAUCAUCUGUCGAGAAAGCGACCUGCAGAUCCAUUCCUCGACUUUGUGACAAAUUCCACCUCUAUCAUAAUUGUGUUCCUGAGCGAACUAUCCACUGCUCUUCGUAUUGGCCAAGGUCAAUCUGCUGAGGACGCCGUCCAUCAAUACCUCCGAGAUGAGCCUGAGAGUAACCUGGCCAAUGUCCUUAGCCAGCAGCAACAAGAACAUAAGCUACGCUUGGUAGCCGACGACAUCCUGGCAAGCUUUCUUGACACCAAAGCAUUCAACUUUCCACCAUCAAAAACGUUCCUUCGAGAAAUACUCGCAGGGGUUGUUCUGGAAAUGACGAUCAGGAAUUGCUCUAAACCAGAGUGGAUAAAUGGCUGGAUUGUAUAUCUGCUAGAAGAUGGAGAACCAGAGAUCAUGAAUGCCAUCGAUGCAGGUGUCGAGAGCAUGGGAACCGCCACACAGAACAUGCCCAAGUCGCCAGUUCAGAUCGAUGCUGAAAAGAAGCAUGCACGCCGGAUGAGCAGGGCCGAGGAGGCCAUGCAAGAAGCAAUGUCGGAGGCAAAACGUUUGAGCGAGAUGAUUGCCGAAGAGGAUGCGCGCAGAAAACGAAACCCACCGUCGAUUGCUGAGAACGAUGAUGCAAUUUCCACAGCUACUACCGAAGGAAUGGCGACCCCAACCUCCUCAGACAGUGAUCGAAACCGGAUGCAUGAACGGUCCAUGGACUCGUCGAUGGAUCUGCAGCCAACCACCGAAGAAGGCGCGUCACAGGGAACCACACUAACGCAAGCCAACACAUUCACCGAUUUCGGCCAGCUCGUUCCUUCAGAGGUACCAACAGCGCUGAGGACAUCUCACACCCCGUCGCCGGUGACAUACCCGAGCUCGUCAAGCGUUUUGACACUCCACAAUGCCGCUGUCACGAUUAUGGAUGAGGGAGAUGCUAACGAUAGAUCUACACUACGAUCCAAGCCGGCGGUGGAAUAUCUUCUGCAAAUUGAGCCAGCUGUCUCUAAGUUCCCUGGUUGGAUGAUGGUGAGGAGAUAUCAGGACUUUGAGGCGCUGCACGAGGUACUGCGUAGGAUAUCAAUCAUAUCUGGCGUGCCUGAAUUUGUCGAAAAGCACGCUGUACUCCCAAGCUGGAAAGGUCAAACCAAACACUAUCUACGCCAGAACCUUGAACGAUACUUGCAACAUGCUUUACGAUAUGAGCCACUAGCUGAGAGUGAAGCAAUGAAGAAAUUUUUAGAGAAGGAGACGGGCCUUCAAAAAGCGCCCAGCCCUACCAAGAAUAUCUUUCCAUUUCAGGGACCAGCCGCUCUGGAGAAUAUGGGCAAAGGCUUUGUAAAUGUUCUCGGCCAAGCACCAAAGGGUCUUGCAGGUGGUGGCAAGGCUGUGCUGGGUGGUGUACAAGGUGUGUUUGGCGCCGUUGGUGGCGGAUUGAAAAAGCCUCCCCCUGGCACGGCACGAUCAACGAAGUCUGCCUCCGUCGUAAGCCUGCAAAACCCAGAUAGCCAGCAACCAGGAAGAGCCAGCCAAGACAGCGUCUCUGUGAGCUUGAGUCCAACGGAGGUCAAGGAGCAACGUCCUACACCUUCUCGCCAAAGCAGUGACUUGAGAACAUACAGCGGCCAGGCAUCACCAAGGAGGAGCGGACAGGGUGAGUCGAUGGAGAAUCUUCAUCUUCCGCCGCCACCAAGCGAUAUAUCGGAUGACUAUGGGCAGUCGGAAACAGCAACGACUCAUAUCAAGACAUCUUCUAUAUCGCAUGCGGCAUCAAGCGAGUCUCAGCCGACUCUCCCUUCUCCUGCUAUAUCUGGUCCCGUCCAGUCAGAAGCAUCCAGGACCAACACUGCAUCCUCAACUAGAGCGAAUAACAACAGACCCAUCACCGAGGAAGAAACGCGUGCGUCCAUUGAAUUGAUGUUCGCGGUAAUCACCGAACUAUAUACUCUCUCCUCCGCCUGGACCAUCCGCCUGUCUCUUCUUGCCGCUGCAAAGACCUUUCUCCUCCGCCCAAACAAUCCGCAAUUAGAAUCUAUCCGUCUCUUGCUGCAGGACAGCAUCAUCGAUGCGAACUUCGUCUCCGACACAGGUCUGGCGGGCCAUAUACUGAAGCUCAGGGAAAACACCUUGCCCACGGAGGAAGAGCUAAAGCAGUGGCCGCCUGAGAUGACUGCGGCUGAACAGGAGAAGCUGAGAGUGAAAGCGAGGAAGCUCUUGGUGGAGAAGGGUAUGCCUCAAGCCUUGACAAGCGUUAUGGGUAGUGCUGCCAGCGGCGAAGCGCUGGGGAGAGUCUUUGACUGUCUCCAGGUGGAGGAAGUUGCUCGGGGUCUGAUAUUUGCGUUGCUGUUGCAGGCAUUGAGAGCGACGACGCAAUGA
Messenger RNA from Endocarpon pusillum Z07020, 3009 nucleotides. RefSeq lists its product as uncharacterized. Gene Ontology annotation, molecular function: phosphatidylinositol binding. The record is from RefSeq and is a predicted model, not a curated record. Bases 1 to 3009 code for a protein of 1002 amino acids. Gene Ontology annotation, cellular component: intracellular membrane-bounded organelle. The transcript is spliced from 2 exons. NCBI's taxonomy places the organism in Eukaryota, Fungi, Ascomycota, Eurotiomycetes, Verrucariales, Verrucariaceae.